UUAAAUUAUAUUUUUAAUGCAAUAUUUGCUACCCUGGUUUCAAAACAUACCUUUAUCCAAUUUUUCGAUAUUUAUUUAAUACCUCUAAUUCUAGGGAAAUGCUUGCUUAAUAUUCUUAGUGAAAAUUUUGAUUGGAACAGUUUGCAGUUCUUUUCUCCUGUCUGAAAUUAAAUUUAAUAUCCCGGUUCGCUUUUCUAGGCAAUUUAGACCUGUUAAAAUCCUGCAAAUCAAAUUUCGAACUAAACGAACCAUUCCGCCGUAUAUGUCAUGAUUUUAUCUGACUCACUUUUCUAAAUUAAGAAGACUUUAUUGCUUUCUCUUAUUAAAUAAAAAUGUAACAAUUCAUUAUAUCGCAACUAUAAAUCUUAGCUGUUGAAAUUUUUGUUUCUAUAGCUGAGCAGUUUUGGAUCGCAACACUUAAAAAACUCUCUUGCCUUUUCUGACACGGCUAAUUCCGCACGUAUGCGGAUUGCACAGCUCGCGUCGGUUGGGCGGGAGGCGGGUAAUCGUUAAGUUAUUAAAUAUUAUUAUUAUAAAAAUAUUUAAAAUGAUUAUUGAAUAUUUUUUAUUGUGUAGUUUGUUUAUUUUGUAACGCUCCCACAUUUGGGGCGAGCGCCAAUAUUACACUCGCCUUACUCUGAGAAGAGAGCCAACACUUAUACAAAAAUUUAUUUACGCUCUUUGCAAUGAAUAACCGAAUUCGGCGCAUUGAACCGACCGGCCUAGCUCUGCUGACUUGACUGUUAGCUUGCGUAUACAAUACACUGUUGUUCUUGCUAUUUCUGCCAUGCUUGCGGUGUAGUAUCUGCUGUUUGAGCAAAAGGAAAACAAGACAAUAAAUGAAAAUGGUUUGAAAUAGUACGUACGAGGGUAUAUGACGGUGACUGCUGAGAAUUCGGUUUGUUGUGAUGAGAUUGCUGCCUGUUGCAUUCAGUACCUGAUAUGUCGUACGUGUAAAGUGACGUAUCUACCGGUAGUUUUGUAAGCGAAGGCAAUUGGUCGCGAAUAUUUAGAGAUUUAUUUGAAUUUUUUAUAAAAAUUUUCAACUCGUGUUAAACGAAAGUGCUGAUAAUUUUUACGAAAGUGUAAUAUUGUAUUGCGAAAAAAUACAUAUAAAACUAAACGUGUGUUAAUAAAUAAGAAAAAUUAUUUAUUUAUGAAAUUUGUAAACAAAAAUAUUUUCAAGGAAAUUUCACGCAUUGCAAGUGGAAAAUAAUUGAAUUUUUUAUUGUGUGCUAUUUUUGACUACAGCGACGUGUUCGUAAAUAACUGUAUGCUACACAUUUAUAAAUAACUGCCAAUACAUUGUUGUUUGUGCUGUCUAAACUGUGCGUGGCUUUGUGUUGCAGCAUAAAUAGCGUAAUGCCCGAAUUCUUUAAGUUCAAUGAAAUAGAUAUUUGUUUCGAGUGCAUUUUAUCAGUUUGAGAUAUAAAAAGUUAGCGCGUUAAAGCUGACAGCUUUUUUCACUGUGUGUACGCGCAACAAAGCUGCGUCGAUUUGACGUGUGUUAUUGUGUUAUAUAUAUUUUUUUGCUUUUAUCAGCGCGCGCGUGUAUUUGACAACAACAAAAAACGUUUGAUAAUUAUAAAUUAAACGAGUGUGUAUGGCAAAUAUACAUAAAUAAAGAGUAAAAUACCAAUAUUUUUGCUAGCGCGUUCAUAUUACAAAACAAAUAAGCGAACUAACGGCAUAUUUGACAUUGCGUUGAAAAGGAAAUAUGCUUGUGGCUUGCGACUAAACGCAAAUUGCCAGCAACAUAUGGAGCAAAAGUACAAUCUGUAAGCAAAAUACUGCAUUAACGUUAAAUAAAUACAACAUUACCGAGCAGCACCGAACCGAGCAACGUCGAGGCACGAGUUCCAGCUACACUUGGAUUAAAUUUCACCUGAUUUGUAUCGUCACCUUUCGCCUAUAAUUAAACUCAACGUGAUCACGCGCUCACACUACGCUACAUAGCGCAUUAACCAAAUUGCAAUACGCAGAAAACAACAACAAGAAAAGAAAUAAAUAAAAUUCUCACUGACAUCCUUUGGCGCACAUCCAUCAGCCGCCAACUCCAUAAAUCGGCUUAAGAGCUGUGAAAUAAGUGCGCUGCAACAAAAACGAAUAGACGGCAGCCGACAGUAAGCUGCUGCAGGCGAGAAGGUGUGCAAAAAAAAAUACGAAAGCCAAUAACAACAAGGAGUUGAAGGAGCUACGGCUCGUAAGCGCAUAACAGAUUCGCGCAAAAGACCCAUAAUUUUAGUGACGCCACACAUUCGCCGACCUUCCGACGUCGCGCCUCCUCCUCAUACUCCUUCAAAGCCAAGCUCAGCAUCAUCAUCAACAGCCACUUGAAGCCGGCGACCUUUUCGUUAGCCACUUAAGCGUGUGCACCUUUUGUGAGGUUACCCUGUGUUUUUUUUUGUUUUUUGUUAUAACUGAUCUUCGGACGUACGCUCACCAAACGAGAAUACGAGAAUAAGAACCAGCAUCAGCGUUGUCGCCAGCCUGAUCACAGUUGUUUUUGUUUUUGUUGCUGUUGCAGUUAUUGCUGUGAUUAUUAUUGUGUGCUGUGCUGCGCGGCCGCCUAUUGUUGAUCACUUUAAGCGAUCGUUCGUUAAAAAUUAUUGUUGUUGUUAUUGUUCUUGUCGUUGGAUUCCCUCAAGUUGAGCGUAGCGAACCUUGGCCGAUCGCACGGCCAUACAGUCAUACAGACAGACAGACAUUUAUUUAUGAGCGCAGUUCUCGUAUUUUAAACGGUGGCGACGAUCUUCCGCGCUGCACGCCUGUAACUAUUCUACAAAACAACAACAUACACACACACACACAUAAGUGUUAUUGCCAUGCUCCGGCAGUAGUUGUUAUUGUAUUUGGUGUUUUGGACAUUCGUUCUGUGAAGGUGCAGCAGUCGCUUAGCAGCUAAAAACAAAAAAGAAAACAAAGCGUGGCAAAAGAACAGCAGAAAUACAAAAAAAGAAUUAGAGAGGCCUGUAGACGCAUAGGUGUUGUUGUUGUAUAGUCUUCAUAAAAUACUUUAAAGGCCAGCUUGUUGUAGAGCCUGUUGCAGGCGAUCACAGUAAAGCGAAAAGGAACGAAAAAGGCCGAAAGGAGAAAGAGAACGAGCAGCAGUCACAGUCGACAGUAAUGGCGCCGAAAUCCAGAAAGAAGAAGGCACAUGCCCGCACACUGAGUUGUUAUUGCGAUGGCAGUUGUCCCGACAAUGUUAUAAAUGGCACAUGUGAGACCCGUCCUGGUGGUUCCUGCUUUAGCGCAGUCGAAGAAGUCUACGAUGAGAUCACAGGCACAUACGAGGAGGAGCGAACAUAUGGUUGCAUGCCGCCAGAAGAGAAUGGCGGGCUGUUAAUGUGCAAAGUUGCCGCUGUUCCCCACCUGCAUGGCAAGAAUAUCGUCUGUUGUGAUUCGGCUGAUUUCUGUAAUCGCAAUAUCCACCCCGAAUACACACCGAAGAGCACCACCACCCCGCCCGAAUUGCCAGUAAGCUCACAAUCCAUACAUUACCUGCUCAUGCUGACCUCACUGAUUGUCUGUUUGACGAUAUUUGUUGUGGUCCUGCUGAUAUUCUGUGUAAUGUAUCGGCGUCGCGAAAAGCAAGGCAAACAGCCAAGACUCAUCAGCUCCAUGUGUAACAGUCAAAUAUCACCGCUUUCGCAAUUGGUCGGUCAGAGUACGGGUUCGGGUUCGGGUCUGCCACUGCUAGUGCAACGUACCAUCGCCAAGCAAAUACAAAUCGUACGCACUGUGGGUAAAGGACGUUACGGCGAAGUGUUUCUGGCUAAGUGGCGUGAUGAACGCGUCGCCGUCAAGAUCUUCUUCAUGACCGAAGAGUCUUCGUGGUUCCGUGAAACUGAAAUCUAUCAAACUGUGCUUAUCCGACACGAGAAUAUACUCGGUUUUAUUGCCGCCGACAUCAAGCAUAUGGGCAGUCAUACACAAAUGAUGCUCAUCACCGAUUUCCACGAAAAUGGCAGCCUUCAUGAUUAUCUCUGCACAUCGGUGAUUACACCGCAAAAGCUGCAAUUGUUGGCCUACUCACUCGCCUCGGGUUUGGCACAUUUGCAUGACGAAAUCGUUGGUACACCCGGAAAGCCGGCUAUAGCGCAUCGUGACAUCAAAAGCAAUAAUAUACUCAUAAAGCGUAAUGGUCAAUGCGCCAUUGCCGAUUUCGGACUGGCCGUUAAAUACACCUCGGAAAUGGAUGAAAUACAAAUCGCACAAAAUUCACGCGUCAGUACGCCACGUUAUAUGGCUCCAGAAAUGCUCAAUCAGACAUUGAAUCAACAGCAAUUUGAGGAAUUCAAACGCGCCGAUAUGUAUUCAGUUGGUUUGGUAUUGUGGGAGAUGUCCCGACGUUGUUACACACAAGUGCCCGGCUCGAAUACGACCACGUGCGAAGAUUAUGCAUUGCCCUAUCACGAUGUGGUGCCAGCCGAUCCCACAUUCGAAGACAUGCACGAUGUGGUUUGCAUUAAGGGCUUCCGACCGCCAGUGCCGUUGCGCUGGCAGGACGACGAUGUUUUGGCGACCAUGUCGAAGAUCAUGCAAGAAUGCUGGCAUCCGAACCCGACGGUGCGUCUGACGGCGUUGCGUGUAAAAAAGACACUCGGACGCCUAGAGUAAGUCCGACCGACGACAAAAGAGUCGGUCAAUCAGUAGCGUUACGCCGCAGCAGCGUGUAAAAUAUGCGCACAGCGGUUGGUCGCAGUAGCCAUGUUACUAAAGUUGCGUGACAAUUUAACUUUUAAGUGAUUAGCUAUUUUAAGUUUUAAUAUUAAGCGUAGUUUUAAUUGUGCUUAUAUAUUUUUUUAAUACCAAUUUUGUUUAAUCAAAAUAGUUUUAAGCUUUUAGAUUUAGUGUUAAUGUGUACUUGUUUAUAUGAAAGCUGCACUUUGUAAAUUUUCAAUAGCAUUCUAGUGUUUUCGUUGGCAAUAAUUUUAGCUUAGCAUAAGUUUUAGUCUAAUUUUUCUUAAGUGAGAGUGUGCGAAGUGGAGUGUAGGCAGCUUUUCCGUACUGAAAUAGGCUCUAAGAGCUGCAAGCAAAACGCGUUAAUACGCAUAAUAUUUUUCGUAAAACAACUUGCGACUUUUCAAAAAAGUUUAGCUAAACUAACCAUAUAUAUAUAUAUUUUUUUUUUUUUGUAAUUUGAAGAAUGUUCAUUUUUUAUAAAAAUGUUAAUAUAUUUGUAAUAUGUACACGAUUUUAUUUUUCCACUGCAUUAUCGAAAAUUGUCCAAAAAUUUCUCCUUGAAAUUAAAUAUCGCAAUUGUAUCACUUCAACAUCAAUUAAUUUUGUAUGUACCUCUAAGCGCAUUGUUAUGUUUACUUGACACUAAAAACUUAUCGAUAACGUCAAAUCACCAUUCACUUAUUUAUUAUAUAGUUUAUUAAAAGUACCUUAAUUUUUUCUAUUUCUGAUCUAAAUAUUUGUUUUUUACACGGUAUCAAUAUGAAAGCCAUAUCAAAAAUGUUCUUUUUUUUUUAAAGAAACGAAUUUUUUGUGGUUCAUAAAUAUUGCUAUACAAAAAACGCGUUUCUAAUGCAAUUUCUUUGAGACGAUUGUACUACUUUAAUUAAUGUGGCCAAAAUUUGUUACUUUCAUGUUUAUUGCGCAUUGAAUUUUGUUUGUUUUCACUAUUUUAUGCUUAUGACCUAUAAAAUUGCAAGUAUGUUGCAGCAUAUGUAUUAAAACGCUUAAAUAUUAGAAACUUGGCCUUGAAAUGGUUGUUAUAAUUGCCUUUCAAUAGCUUUGUCACAGCGAAAACUAUACAUACUUAAUAUUAAUUAUAAAAAAUAAAAUAGUUUUUAGUAAAAUUUGUAACGAAUUAACAGAGGAGUCUUUAUAAGCGAAAAAUGUGCCAGCAAUUAAUUUAUAAACAAUUUAAAUAAAGUAAUAAAUAAAAUUACCCGCAAAAUUUGUGCUAAAAAUACACUAUAACAUACUUUUUGAAAUAAUUACCUUAAAGUUUUUGAAAAAGUAUUGCCUUAACAGUGAAAUAAAAAUUAAAUAAAAUGCUGAAAUUUAAAGUGAAAAAAUAAUAAAUGAAGAAAUGUUAUAAAAAUAUAAUAAUCACACUUACUAAAAUUAAAAUUUAAAAAGUGUAAUAAAACGGUAUAAAGUAUGUUGUUAAAAAAUUUAACACAUUACUUGUUCAUUUAACAAAAAAUUCACUAAGAUAAUAGAAAAAGUGUAACAUUAGUCGAAUCAGCAUCGAAUAUUGAGAAAAAUCAGAGCAAAAAUUUAUAAAUAUACUUGUAUGUAAAAUAUUCAAAAAUCAGUCGAAGCUGCCUUAUUUUGCAUGAACAUUUUUCAUACGCAACAAAUUAGAGUAAUGAAAUAAUAAAUAAAUAUACACGUGAAAAAAA
Bactrocera oleae (olive fruit fly) is the source of this 6362-nucleotide messenger RNA. RefSeq names its product serine/threonine receptor kinase thickveins (gene tkv). Gene Ontology annotation, molecular function: transforming growth factor beta receptor activity, type I; ATP binding; SMAD binding. Gene Ontology annotation, cellular component: plasma membrane; signaling receptor complex. Lineage: Eukaryota; Metazoa; Arthropoda; Insecta; Diptera; Tephritidae. The record is from RefSeq and is a predicted model, not a curated record. Gene Ontology annotation, biological process: cellular response to growth factor stimulus; protein phosphorylation; dorsal/ventral pattern formation.